UUCUGAACAAAGAUCUCAAGUCUAUUACUCCUUCCUGCCUGGAUCUAGAGGAGACGCCAAGUACUCAUUCCUCUAAAGUCUCUCUCUUCACCAGCACCUCUCAGACCAACUGCAGGACCUCCCACCCACACCGCCCKGCGCCUGCCCAGGCUUGUUCUUUGCUGUGAUCUUUCUGAAAUACCUCUCUGAUCAUGUGGUGUCCUUUCCAUGCAUCCUCAAGCCCUCUGCCUACAGGAAGAACUGGUGCUUUAGCGUGUGGAGUUGGGUCCAAGAUUAAACCACAGGUUUCCUCAUGGGUCGACUUGAUGGGAAAGUCAUCAUCCUAACAGCUGCCGCUCAGGGGAUCGGCCGGGCAGCUGCUGUGGCUUUUGCAAAUGAAGGUGCCAAAGUCAUAGCCACCGACAUCAAUGAGUCCAAACUUCAGGAACUGGAAAACUACCCAGGUAUCCAAACUCGUGUCCUUGACGUCACAAAGAAGAAACAAAUCGAUCAGUUCGCCAGUGAGGUUGAAAGAAUUGAUGUUCUCUUUAAUGUUGCUGGUUUUGUUCAUCAUGGAACCAUCCUGGACUGUGAGGAAAAAGACUGGGAUUUUUCCAUGAAUCUCAACGUCCGCAGCAUGUACCUGAUGAUCAAGGCAUUCCUUCCUAAAAUGCUUGCUCAGAAAUCUGGCAACAUYAUCAACAUGUCCUCUGUGGCCUCCAGCAUCAAAGGAGUGGUGAACAGGUGUGUGUACAGCACCACCAAGGCAGCCGUGAUUGGCCUUACAAAGUCCGUGGCUGCAGACUUCAUCCAGCAGGGUAUCAGGUGCAACUGUGUGUGCCCAGGAACCGUUGAUACCCCAUCUCUGCAAGAAAGAAUACAAGCCAGAGAAAAUCCUGAAGAGGCACUGAAUGACUUCCUAAAGAGACAAAAGACAGGAAGAUUUGCAACUGCGGAAGAAGUAGCCCUGCUCUGUGUGUAUCUGGCUUCUGAUGAAUCAGCCUAUGUGACAGGCAAUCCUGUCAUCAUUGAUGGAGGAUGGAGCCUGUGACUGCAGGAUCUCCUUGUGGGGAAGGCAGGACCUUCUUGCCCAUGGUGAACCUGGUUGUGAAGAAAACUCAGUGAUCAUCUCUCUCCUAGGAAUGACAUUAAUGAAAAUGAGCCUUGUAAAAUCAUUGUUCCCAAGGAUCUAGUUCUUUAAUUAAUUUCUUUCCUAAUCUCUUCUGAAAUCAUUGUAAGUCAAAUAAAAAAUAUUGAACUCAUUAUCAAAAUAAUUUUUAAAAUAGACUUCAAUUUGUAAGCAUC
Molecule: messenger RNA, 1284 nt
Organism: Urocitellus parryii (Arctic ground squirrel)
Lineage: Eukaryota; Metazoa; Chordata; Mammalia; Rodentia; Sciuridae
Gene: Bdh2
Product: 3-hydroxybutyrate dehydrogenase 2
Biological process (GO): siderophore biosynthetic process
Cellular component (GO): cytoplasm
Molecular function (GO): 3-hydroxybutyrate dehydrogenase activity
Source: RefSeq, a predicted model, not a curated record